AUGUCUAGUCCUCUAAAACUCACGUCUGUGAUGACAACAAAAAUUGAGUAUGCUGUGACACAGUUACAGCAGAGCAUACGGGAGAUUUUGGCAGAGUCUCCAAAUUUGAAGCAGCUACGCAAGGCUUUGAAGCAUGUGCACGAGCAGAGCGACUCCAAAGAGGUUCUUAUUACUGCUACAAGGAACCAAAAACUUUACUUGGCUGCCACGCUAAAGAGUUUAUACGAGGAAGGUGAUUUGAAGCUAUUUGAGCAGAUCGUGGCCUUUGAUGAGCAUACAAAACUGAAAGGAACAGGAAACUCCAAGCUUCGAAUUAAAAAAGACAAAUACGAGUGCAAUAACGACGACCACAUAGUUCCUGGAAUCCCUCCCCUUCCUAAGAUUAAUGAUCCUACCAUCGAGGCGACCGUGUUUACGCACAAGUCUGCAGUUGGAAACACCAAGUAUUUGUCCAAGACGGAGCUCCUUAACUCCAACAACGAGCGACUAGAGUUCCUUGGAGACUCCGUGAUCAACAGUUUAGUGACUCAGCUAUUGUUUCAGAUGUAUCCAAACUACAACGAAGGAAAACUGUCCAUUUUGCGAGCCCAAAUAGUGAAUAACAACUCGUUGGGCGAGUUUUCUCGAAUGUAUGGCUUUCCCGACAAACUGUUGGUGAAUUUUGCCAAAGACGCUGCAUUUAGCCAGGGAAAGCACAAACUGUAUUCCGACGUUUUUGAGGCUUACGUCGGUGGUUUGUAUGUGGACUCAGGAUACAACAAUCUCGACGAAAUCAAACAUUGGCUUUACCUACUAAUUCGACCUCGCUUGUCGGGCCUCACAGGAAGCUUGUAUGAGGAUUCGGUCGAUCUGAAUUCUAAGGGAAAACUGUACAGUCUGAUUGGGUCUGCUGCCAAUCCGCCGAAAUACGUCACCACUAGAGUCGGUAACGGCUUGGACGUUUCAUUUAUGGUGGAUUGCAUGAUGGGGGAUGAGGUGAUAGGUACAGGAGAAGGCCACAACCAAAAGGAAGCAGGUUUGUAUGCUGCCGAAAACGCAUUGGGCAAACACGACGUUAUUGAGAAGUACAUGAAACUAAGAGAAGAGACACCAAGGGAAGUCUCGGUGGUUGCUACCAAAAUACCCGAAACCACUCGAAAGCAGGAACCUCUACCCGAAAUCAACCCGCAAGACGAACAAUUGGUACUACCUGUGCGUGUGGAAGCCUCAGACGUGAACGUGAACUCUUCCGACAAGCUGUAUUCGCUGCUGUCUAAGAACAAAAUUUUGCCGGUGUACAAAACCACUGGCAAGGGAACGCAGUUUACAACAAUGCUCACGAUCAACGACGUGGACAUCUGCUCCUCUGUUGGAACGAGUAAAAAGAAGUCAAGGAACCAGUGCGCGAACUUUGUGCUGGAACACCUGGGCGUUUUGAAUCAGUGCCACGCUUUCCUGGACUAA
Ogataea philodendri is the source of this 1443-nucleotide messenger RNA. RefSeq lists its product as uncharacterized. Gene Ontology annotation, biological process: primary miRNA processing; regulation of gene expression; rRNA processing. Gene Ontology annotation, molecular function: double-stranded RNA binding; ribonuclease III activity. Lineage: Eukaryota; Fungi; Ascomycota; Pichiomycetes; Pichiales; Pichiaceae. The record is from RefSeq and is a predicted model, not a curated record. The transcript has a single exon. Bases 1 to 1443 code for a protein of 480 amino acids. Gene Ontology annotation, cellular component: nucleus.